AUGGCCACCUUUGAAAAUAGAUUGAGUCGCAGAAAAGGUAAACAUGGAGGCGAUACUUAUAGGUUAGACACUAAAAAUAAAACACCUGAAGAAAAUAUAAUAGAAAUAGUGCAAGGUCUUUAUAUAAAAAAGACAUUCCACAAUGAUACCUCACCUACAAAUAAGAACCUUCCUCCUGAAUUCAGAUCAGGUUUUAGGAUUCAGAAGAGUGGUUCUGACAGCCACAGAUGGUCUUAUUUUGAUGCUUUGGUCACACUGUUACAUAAAGAGGACAGAAGUAACUUAGGUUUUACUACAGAUGAACUUAUGACUUGUAUCCGCAUCAGCCUGGUGGAUGAUUCUAUGGUGAUAAGAGCAGCGGGUUUGAGAGUUCUAAGAUACUUGAUCAAAACCGAGAGUGACAUUGCUACAUUUAAUAAUCUAAAAUUGCCUUAUCUUGUGACUAGAUCAAUGGAUCUCAUGCUACGGAAUGAAGAAGAGCGUGCCCAAGCAUUGAAAGUUGUCCGACGAGUGAUUGCAGUUGUGGGAGCUAUCGAACAGGGAACAAGGAAACAUAGGGCUGCCUACAUUGAUCAAGGCCUGUUGAGAUGCUUGGCAGCUGUAGCCAGGGCUGGCAGCGCUGGUGAUGGGAGCGGGGACAGAUUAUCGAGGCCUGCUAUUGCUACAUUGGCGGAAAUAUGUGUAUUAAAUCCAGAAUUAUUCAUAUCUUGUGGUGGGGUGACAGCUGUGACGCGGCAAUUGGCGGAAUGUGCAACGCCACGUAUGGCCGAGGCGUUAUGUGGUGUUUUAUUACACACCCUCAAUGAUCCGAAGUCUCGUAAAGCGGCUAGGAUUGACCUCACCUGUCUAAAUUCACCCUACUGUGAUUUUCAUUUUAGACCUGCUGGCACUGAUACUAGCAAAGAUGAGCGUGAAAUGCGGUUCACUUGCAGUCGUCUGGCAUUGCUGUGUGUGCUGCGCAGCUGGCCAGGGUUGUUACAUUUCUGUCACCCUGCUAGCACGGGCGGGCUCAGCGCGUUGGUGGCAGCCCUGUAUUUACCAAGGCUGGAGGUUCGAAAAGCCAUAUUGGACUUGUUGUAUGAAUUAGUGGGACUGCCUCAACCAGAUUGGACAGAUGAAAUAUCUGUUGCUUUAGAUGCUGUAGAUCCUUCUGAUUUUCAAGACUCAUGGCGUUUGAAUCAUGGUUUUGUAUCUGCUGAAGGAAUAGCAAUUUUACCUCAUCUUUGUGCCACCGGCCCUGAUAUAAUAGAGAUUCACUUAGCACUGUUAUUACAAUGUUUCCUGGAGGUUGGCCUCUUGGAUGGAUUGGUUGAAGUGAUAGUAACAAGUGAUACCUUUAUAUCUGUAAGGGCGACUGUAUUACUAGGUCAACUCUUGCAUUUAGUACACCUAUUUCUACCUCCUCAAAUAUGUAGUAUAACACCAGCCCUACCAUCUUUGAUAUCUCAAGCAUCCAAUGGGAAGCCCCAGGCUCUAGCUGCGGUUGCUGCUCUGAGAAGAUUACAUUCUAUGCACGAAGCCAGACCAGCCGCUAACAGUCUGUUCCUAGAUCAUAUCAUACAGUAUUGCAGUGGGGCGUUCAGAACAAAAAUUGAAGAUACAUCAAAGAGCAAAAAGGAGAAAGACAAUGCUAGCAUGGCUAAACCCAGAAAUAUAGCCGAUGUUCCUAAAGACAGUAUUGAAUUUUUAAACGAAUCUGAUACAGAGUACGAACCAAAACAAAGGCAUAGCGUCGGUUCGAGGGCAGAUGUCGCCUCUAGGAAUGUGAGUGCGCUCGUUAAAAGCAAAAGUGUGAGUUCAAGAACUAGCGCCGCUGUGAGUAAAGUAACUAAAUCCGCAAAAUUCUUCAGUCUUUUUGAACGUGAUAGCGACAGCCUUAUAAGAUCGUCACUUGUUAUGCAGAACAAAGAUGGAAACACAUGGAAUUGGGAAAUCAUUAGAACCAUACUAAAGGAAACCGAAGGCACUCCUUUGUUGAAUUUGAACGACAGCGGUCACAGAGCUUGGGCGAGUCGUAUAAUUAAUUAUUUGAAACCAUCUGCUAACAAAUAUUCACAUACGGAUCUCUCGACGACCUGUAACGGACAUUCGGCGACGCGAGCCGGUUGUCAGUUGAUACGGCAUCUGUUGCGACACAAUGAUUCUGAUUCGCAAAGAAUGUUAGAGGAAUUGUUUAUGGACGUAAGUCGUCAGAUAGAGGCCAUAGAGACCGGUCGCAAGGCUCAUGAAUGUCUGUUCAGUCCGCAACACAUGUGCAACACUAUGUGCCAAAUGUACUUCCUGUUUAUUGGACAACUGUGCCAUUCACACACCGGUCUUAGACUAUUCAAACAAACAAAACUAUAUGAGAAUCUCCUAGAAUUAUCUACUAAGACCCAUCACAGCUGUUACGUUAAGUUAGUUAUAUCGAGUCUAGAUUACACUAUAGAUUCAUGUCCACGUGAUAUUCUUGCCAAGACGUUAACAUGUAACAUACAAGCAUCAAGACUGUACACAACUCAGUUCCUAAACGUACUAUUAAGAGCAUCGCGGAAAUCUAAAGAUUUGGUCCGAAAGAAGUCGAAAUUAAAGAAGGAUAUUAUGCAAGAUCAUUACAAGUUCACUCAUAGAGAUGAUAGUGUUGAUAAUGGCUUGGAUAUGGACUCCUGGGUACUGAAAAUGUUAGUCGGUCAAGUUAAGGACGAAUUUAAAGCAGUCGUUAAAACUGCUCUAACUAUUCUCGAAGAAGCUUACAGUGUACCCGUUUAUUUGGAAAAAUUAAUGAUGUUAAAGGACGCGCUAGCGCAAAAUUGUCGCUUGGAUAAAUCCAUUGAACCGUCAGCUAUGGAUUUCUCAGCAGUGGGCGACCGUGGAUACUUACUGUGGUUGGGCCUUGAAGUCGCGUCCGCAUCUCAAACAGCCGAUGCAAGUGCUAUAACAUUCGUCAAAAAACAUUUGGAUUUUUGGAACAAAUCCUACAAUUACAGAUACGUCCGCCUCGUAGAAGCGGUGGUACAUGAAGCAUUGACAGUGUCAGAGAGUUCGAGACGAGCCCGCAACGCACGUCGGUCAGCGCGUCCGCCGCCUCACCUGCUAGCCACGCUCGCCCACCUGUGUACCAACAAGAACGGUAACCCGCCAUUCACGAAGGGACUGCUAGCCGCUGUUCUACCACCACACUAUAAGAUCCUACAAAAGAAACAGUGUGUGACGGAGCAAGAGAUUGUUGAUCUGAAAGCUUCUUUGUGGGCGGUUGGAAAUGCAGCGGUAACUCCCCAAGGUCUACAGCAACUGAUGAAUUUGAGUAACGGCUUCCUCGAAGACUCAAUACCGGUUCAUAUCGUGCGUCUCGCAAAAUAUAGUCCUGUGUACGCAGUGCGGGCGACCGCAUUCUAUGUCCUGGGACUAAUCGGUAGCACCUUUGACGGAGCUAAUCUUUUGCAAGAAUUAGGUUGGCUAUGCGUCCGUCACACAAGACACGACCGAUUCCCCGUCAUCCCAGACGAGAAUUACACUCAAGUGGUUGAUCCGAACGACACUUCACUCUCCUUUAUGACGUCACCGAACAAACGAUUCAAUUUCGACAUAGACUUGAGCGAGCAUUCAGACCACACAGACCAGAGUACGGCAGAGAGUCUGCACUCGGAAAAUGUUAAACUAAACAGAACAAUAGCAUCAAUAGAUCAGACCGAGAUCGAUCAAGACGUGGUCGAUCACAAACUUAGUUUGAUCGAACGCCGUGAACCCGACAAAAGGAAGUCUCACACGCUGCCCUCACAAGGAUCCACUUCACAUGAACGAACAUUAACUGAAUCGAGGACUGUGGAUAUUCUAAGGGAUUGUUCAGUGUAUGAGAGGCCUCGCAUGCAUAUGGACAGAUUUGUAAAAAUGAAUUCCUUCGAUCACACACAGGAGGGACGAGUUAGAAAUACAAGCGAGUCGAGUACGAGCGGUGUUAGCAGUUGUGAUUCGUUUCUAGGAAAACAUGCGCUGCCCGAGCGUGUGGUGAAGCUAAGUCCUAUUCCAAGUUCAUCCAGUCUUCAUGGUUUACGAGGAUCCACUCGCACUAGACCCACCAGACGUACUUCCACAUCCAGUUUUACUACUCCAGAAGCGGCUAGUUCACCGCCAACACAAAUGGAUAUGAGUGGAUAUGCAACACUUCUAUCAUUAAAUAAACAUAGAAGGCCGCAUUACGUCUCAGAGAGUGAAGCUAUGGGCGCCAAUGAUAUCGACGUGUUAAACUGGCUCCCACUUGAUUCUAAUCAACAGCCUAAAGUAUUUUCAUCAUUGCGUGAUAGAUCUAAAUCAACUCGCGAAAGGAUGACAAAAUAUAGCCUCUUAGAAUACGAUUGGAAGCCGUUAACUCAGAACGAAAGUUCGAGAAUGGUUGCACCGACAUCGUCAAAUUUGAGGACAAUGCCUUCAAUGCCUAAAACGCCAUAUUACAUGGGAAUAUGUCUGCCGAAGAAUCUCAUGGAUCUAUUCCCAAUGGAAAAUGAUGGCAACACCAUGGAACCAGAAGAAAAAGUGGUUAAUCCAGUGUCUUCUAUAGUUGAGGACGGGUUGGCCAGUGACUUAAGAACGCGAACACCCGAUUAUUCGCUUGGACUAAAUAAAGGAACGAGUAUUCACACAUCAAGUACGUCGACAGGCAACACUCAAACUGAAAUCGAAGCUAGCAAGGUUGAGAGUGAAAUUAAAACAGAUGAUAGAAGCAAGUCAGAUAUAAUCACAGAUAAGAGAGAAGUCAGGGACGAUAAUAUGUAUGGCAGGGUCGGGAAAGUUGGUAAAUGGAGGCAUAUAGCGUCUGACUGUCUGGCCUGUGUUAAAACGAGACCGCCCUCAUCUCACGAACUAAGAGAGGCUUUCUUUGCUGAGUUAGAAAGUCCAGCGGGUCCAUCGUCACCUGUGGGAUCUACUCCUCAAGCACUUCUGUUACACAAUGUCUUGUUUAUGGCUAACCCCAUACACUUGAGACAGACGCGGUCUUCUUUGCUUUCCUUGAAGCAGCGUCAUCCAGAUGUAUUUCGCAGUCCAUGCGUGUACUCAGAUGUAUGUGCUUUGCUCGCUCGAGACACAUACAUGUUGUGCGCGAGACGAUUCCUCCAAGAAUUGUUUCUGGAUACUAACUUCGACUGUUUCAGAGACGAACCAGCCGCCAUACUAGCAAGACAUAACCACAAUACGGAAUAG
Molecule: messenger RNA, 5175 nt
Organism: Danaus chrysippus (African queen)
Lineage: Eukaryota; Metazoa; Arthropoda; Insecta; Lepidoptera; Nymphalidae
Source: the annotation of a GenBank genome assembly